CCCGGAGAGAAACACAAUUCUGUUUGCUUCUUCGAGUGACUGAUCAAUCACAAAAGAGACCGGGGCAUGUGAAUGGUCGUCGUCCUUGCAUGGCUUUGCAAUGGACAGUGGACGAAGUGGUCACGUCACGACCCUUAAGUCCCGAACGCGGAAAUACACGACGAAAAUAAUAACACAUUCAGUAUUUCCUGUUGUUUUCAAUUUAAGAGAGGGACGGCAGCGAAGGACGACCUUUUCCACGAGCAUUACUGUCUACAGAAAAAAAAAUGAUUUCGCCAUGGAUGCCAUAUAAAUGUUGAUUCGAGAUAUAAUCAGAUUCAUCUCUUCUGCGAGACUCUCUCAUUAUCGUGCGGCGUAACGUCAGUAUUGUCAGCAGGGCAAGGAGUGCAUAACGGCAUAAACAGGUAUUAUAGGAGAUGUGUAGGAAUCCUAGAACAUGAGUCAUCGCAUCGCCUUAUAAUGAGAUGAUAGAAAUGGCGACAUCGGGGAGGAUGGAACUGCGAGACUGAUAGUCCUGAUUUUCAGCCAUAUCGCGGAAGGAACAUCAGAUCCUGUGUGAACUGAUCCGGUAAGGCAAGAGAGAACGAUGAACAUAAAUUUGAAUUUCUGAUAAUGAUGUUUUAACUGGAAUUCGACACAUUUGCAUCAUUUGAAAGAUUUCAAGCUGUUGUUGGCGUUUGUGAUUGUGAAGAGGAUUCAGAUAUAUUCGCUUUGAUUUUUCCUUGCGAAAAAAAAAACAACUGCACGGUAUCUGAAAAUAUCCUGCGUCAUGCACUUUCCCCUCUCAUAACUGUGAUUAUCUGGACACUGUGUUCUUGAUCGGCUUACGAAUAUAAAACAAAAGCUAUCAUGGCCGAUCCAUCGCAGAGUGUUGCUUCUUUAUAUGGGUGUGUCUUGAUCUGCAUCAUCUUAACGCUCGGGACUGUAUCGGUCUCCUCCCAGACUACAACCGUCAGCAUCUUACCAGAGUUCACCUCAGAGCCCCGGGAGGGGGAUGCAGUCACGCUCCGCUGCGAGGCCCUCGGCUUCCAGUCCGGCAUGUAUUUCUUGAGCUGGGUGGCGGUGUUUCCUGACCAAGCUAAGAUCCUCACUUGGCAGGGCGAGCUGGACAGCCGUAUAACUGACCCCGCCUACACGGUGGUCAACAACGCCACCAGUGACCCCUCCACCAAGCCCGAGAUCCACAGCCUGGUUAUCAACCCCGCUAGUCAGAGCAACAACGGAAUGUACACCUGUCGAGUCUUGGAAGUGCUAAACGGUAACAGCUACUCAGUCAUCUCCAGUGCCCAGAUUGACUUGACUGUGUAUCCUGCUAGGAUCUUCCCUUCUUGCUCGCCGAACGGUGCGGCAUCUUUGUCGGAAGGCAGCUCGGUUUCUUGUACUGUCACGGCUAACACCACGACACUCGUCGUCACCAUGGCUGGACGCAGCGCUCCGGAGGAUUGGCCGUCCAGUUCGCUUACUCCCGACCCGGGCUCGCGGCUGACUGCAUCGGUCACCACCGCUGACGAUGGUGUGACAUUCAACUGUUCCUCGAUCGCUAUGGAAUUCCCCGAUGUGACCCUUGAUUGCCAGAUUGGGCCGCUGUCAGUUUCCUCUCCAACCACCGCUGCCUCCUCAACAGACUAUGAUCAGACGGAGUCCUCAACGACUGUGGCACCUGCUGCCAUUAGCGCCGGAGUCGUUGUCGCCAUUAUUCUCAUCAUCUUACUCAUCCUCGUCGCCAUCGUUAUCCUUGCCUUCAUUCUCCACCGUCGUAGAGGGAGACUACGCCCCUUGGACAAAGAUCGAGACAGACCAACUCCUACCGGCGCCUCAUCACCACCUCCCGAACAGCAUCCGAUAGAAAACGACAAGACGGCCCCUCCGAAACCGGUACCCUACGCGCUGAGCAAACGGCACCCGUCCAAACAAGCACCUGUUGUGUACUCCUCUGCUCAAGGAAGGGGCAAAGUGUCCUCGGAAGACCCUCCCGAAGGAGGUAUCUACGCCAAAGUUCACAAGGAACGCCAAGUCCCCAGCAAGCCGGAUGCGAAGCCGGUACACUACGCAUCAGUCAACAAGCCCCGUAAGAGUAAGAAAGUGCAGGACAUGGAGCCAGCUCACUACGCUGCGGUCAACAAACUCAAAGAUCCCAGAGAGAGCACGGAACCGGCGCAGUACGCCGCCGUCCAGCGGAACGGGCCUCGAGCCUCGAACAUGGCUUCAAGGGGGGGCGGACUCAUUUACGCAGAACUGGAUUUGGUGAAACCUCCAGACAGUGAAAACCAGAGGCCAGUUCCUGAGGAGGAACCGACAGUUUAUGCCGAGUUAGCAAAUUUAAAAUAGAGCACACAAUGAUUUUAUAUUUUGUCAGUACAGUAUUGUAUUAAGUAACAGCGAAUUUCUUUUAGAUUUACAGAUUAUGAGACUUUGGAUUUUUUUUAGAUGUUAGCAGGUGCUUAUAAUAACAACUUCCAUUUCGGCUGAACUUAAAUUAAUGAAGUCACUCUUUUUAUAUGUGUUUAAAGGGCCCAUGUGGCAUUAUUUUUAAUGCAGUCUUUGUAAAUGCACCUAUACAUGUAAGUUGUGUCCCAUUUAACCUUAUUUUAAAUUUUCAUUUUGCCAUUCUUAAGGGCAUAUUGCUGCCUUUUUGGAUUUUAUGCCAAUGCAAAUUUGCAUACAUUGUAUUUAUGAGCAAAAGUAUAGUGUCAUUUCAGGCUAUUUCAGCACCAAAGCUUUGGAUAGUUUGCUGUCGUAAUUUCCCUUUCUUUGUUAUUCGUUAGUGUUUCAGUACAUGACAAUAGGUCAGUGAGCAAGUUUUUCUCACAAAUUUGUCAAUGUUUUGAGCAAAUUGUGGCUUCAUUUGAACAGAAAAUCAUAGCAACAGCGUCCUCAUGUGUCAGGAAAAGCAUGGAACAUGUUCAAUGUUUCAAGAAGUGCAAUUUUCAAUAAAAUUAACAAAAAAAGGAUGUCAAAUAGUUUUCAUGCAUUUAAGAGGAGUAGAAAGUUGCCGAAAAUAUGUUCCCAAGUAAAAUGCAUGUCAUGGGCCCUUAUAAAAAGAUCCUUGUUUGAUAAUGCGCAACACUUCGUGAGUCGGUGCUGUAACUUACAAAACCCUUCCGCUUCUGGACUAAUCAACCUAUUUUACACCUGUUUUCAAUUUGUAUUUAUGUCAGUAAGCAUGUAAAAUCUUUCACGUUGAUGUCCGUUUAACAUGUAUUACAUAUCAGUGACGUAUAUAUGUUCAUAUACAGGGCGAGUCAAAAAAGGCGAAACCCAAAUGUCGGGACUAUUGGUUUAGUGAAGUUCUGCAUGUAGCGUGAAAAGUACAUGAGUGAUUUGAAUGAUUCUUAUACAGAAAGAAAGCUUAGGAAUUGGGAAUUCAUAUCCUAGAUAUUGAAAGUGGUACACGCAGAAAUUCACUAAGACAAUGGUCCCGACAUUUGGGGUUCGGGUUUUUUUUACUCACCAUGUACAGUGUGUUUUUGUGAUCAUUUAGAUCACAUAAACACAAUGUGAAAUGUUCAAGCUGAGUGAUGUUCCUGCAGGAGCUUGUCAGAUAUAGUAAUCAAGAUCAAAAUCAAAAUAUAGAUUAUGACUUUUUAUUCAUUUGUGUAAAUCGGUGCACCGCACGGUAAAAGGCCGUUCAAGUGACAUUUCUUGGUUUUCCUUCUUCCAUUUUUGUGAUAAUCCACGACUUCCUAGUCGUAUUGUUCGAAUCAGUGUUAUUGUCACCUUGUUUAACAAAAAUAUUAAACAAUUUAAAAACUUCGCACUUUAAUCGUUAAAAUGACAGUGAGGUUAAAAAUCGCAGUGUUAUCAAUAAUAGUGGUAGGAAGUUAAUCAUGUUAAUAGGGGCGGAUUAGCAUUCAGGAAACGAGGGGUCGGUGUAAAGGGGGCGGGGUUGCAUUUAAGUUGAGUUUAAGGCAAGCCCUGCUAGAUGUUGAAACCUACAUUUCUCCUGCAUUCUAAGACAAUUCAAGAAUAAAUUUAGGAACUUCAGCAUUCCCUUUAUCAUUUUGGCUCCAUGUUACUAUUUCAUAUAUCAUUAUUCAGCGGCUGAUCUACGGGGGGGGGGGGGGUUACAAUCCCCACCCCUCCGCUACUGGUUAAUAGGAUACAAUGAAAAUGUUCAUUGUGUGCAUUGAUAUUUUAGUCAUGGUCCCACGCAAGUUGACACAAUAGACCUUUAUCAUGCUGCCACCAUUUCAGUCAUGUUCCCUGUAUCCAAUACCAGUACUGAAUGAUAAUGUUUUUGUACAAAAAGGAACCAGACUGUUUUUCCUUCCAGCCUCGCUUUGGUAACGUGAUUUAAUUGAUUGUGAAAAAAAAUCAAGAUGGCCGCAACAUGAUAAUGGUCUAGAUACAUUUUGUAGUGCCUUUUUCCCCCAGUAAGUGCCAUUGGUUCACAUUCAGUUCAUUUUAAUUUCACAAUCAAUGAGCAUGCGUGCAUUUUCUGUACAUUGUGCAUGUACAUUGUAUUAGUGUUGUAUGCUGCUGUUUUCAUGUUUGUUGACCCACGCGUAUAUACUGAUGGAAAACCAACAUGAAACAGUCGAAGGAAGAAAUGAAUAAUUACGGGAAGCCUUCUAAUUAUCAAUGUUUGUCUAAUAUAUUUUCAAAUUAUUUGACAGUUUCCUGUUUGACACACAGCGAUUUAGCUUCAGAAACAGAAAUCAAACGCAAAAUGCGAAAAUAAAUAGGGCGGCAUUUACAACUUCAGUCAAAAUUAGAUUACUGUUCGGGAAAAGAAAGGGUCACUUUCACAGGAAAAGGCCUAAUUGUUAAUCAUAUUUAAUUACAUAAAUGCAACGUUUGUGCACGCUAACCGUCCAACGACUGUUUUAUGUCUCUUUGAACGACAGUAAUUUCUAUAUUUUAUUUUUUUAAUUGAGAAUUUAAUAAGGAGUAUUUUAACGUAAGUAUUCUUUGACACAAUGAAGUUGUAAUAUCGAAAAUUAGGUCGUGCACAGAUGAACUAAUUUUGGUCGUUGUUAUUGUACUCACUUGUUGAUGGUGGAAAUUGUAAAUGCAUUGCAAUGUUUUAAAAAUGUUGGGAAAGGAGAAUUCUUUAAAUAUGACAAAAUUAUUUUCGGUCAGGCUGAAAAAAAUGUUUUUAUAGGACAGUGUCGAUUAUGCAAAAUAAAGUUGAACAUCAGUUAAGACAU
Molecule: messenger RNA, 5150 nt
Organism: Patiria miniata (bat star)
Lineage: Eukaryota; Metazoa; Echinodermata; Asteroidea; Valvatida; Asterinidae
Exons: 1
Coding region: 850-2328 (492 amino acids)
Source: RefSeq, a predicted model, not a curated record